Messenger RNA from Morone saxatilis (striped sea-bass), 5434 nucleotides. It is a transcript of the gene dnm2a, whose product is annotated as dynamin 2a. The record is from RefSeq and is a predicted model, not a curated record. Gene Ontology annotation, cellular component: cytoplasm; membrane; microtubule. Gene Ontology annotation, molecular function: GTPase activity; GTP binding; microtubule binding. The transcript is spliced from 22 exons. Bases 328 to 2997 code for a protein of 889 amino acids. Lineage: Eukaryota; Metazoa; Chordata; Actinopteri; Moronidae.
UCGUCUACCCUGACCGGAUGGUGUUUGCGUAUAGGAAGUUUUGUUUUGCGAGUUUUGUCCGUCCGCUUUCGACUGACUGAGUAUUUAGUUAAUGCGCUUAAAAAGAACACGAAAUGAUAUUAGUGUGAACUGCAUUACCGGCAACCGCGCAAGUGUUCAAGGGGAGAAUAAAAAGCCCGAGCUGUUUUGAAAGCGGCGGAAACUCAACACUUUCACAGUAACCCGAGAGCACCUUGCUUGCUAAGCUAACGUUACCCGUAUAGUUAGCGCGGCUAGGGUUAGCCUCUGGUCCGUUGUGUGGAAGGGGGUCUCCGAGCUAACGAAGCCAUGGGGAACCGGGGCAUGGAAGACCUGAUUCCCCUCAUCAACAAGCUUCAGGACGCGUUCAGCACCAUUGGCCAGAGUUGCAAUUUAGACCUUCCUCAGAUCGCUGUGGUCGGCGGACAGAGCGCUGGAAAAAGCUCAGUGUUGGAAAAUUUUGUUGGCAGGGACUUUCUUCCACGUGGAUCAGGCAUUGUUACCCGUAGACCUCUCAUUUUGCAACUGGUCAACAAUAAAGCAGAAUAUGCUGAAUUCCUGCACUGCAAAGGAAAGAAGUUUGUGGAUUUUGAUGAAGUACGGUCGGAAAUCGAGGCAGAGACCGACAGGAUAACAGGGUCCAACAAAGGCAUCUCUCCCGUUCCAAUUAACCUGAGGGUCUACUCCCCACACGUGCUGAACCUGACCCUGAUCGACCUUCCGGGAAUGACUAAGGUUGCCGUUGGAGACCAGCCCAUAGACAUCGAGCACCAGAUCAGGGAUAUGCUGAUGCAGUUCAUCACUAAGGAGAGCUGUCUGAUCCUGGCGGUCACCCCUGCCAACACUGACCUGGCCAACUCCGACGCUCUGAAGAUCGCCAAGGAGGUGGACCCGCAAGGUAUGCGUACCAUUGGUGUUAUAACAAAACUGGACCUGAUGGAUGAAGGGACGGAUGCAAAGGACAUCCUUGAAAAUAAACUGCUGCCACUGCGUAGAGGGUACAUUGGUGUUGUGAACCGCAGCCAGAAAGACAUUGAUGGGAAGAAGGAUAUUCGUGCUGCUCUGGCUGCAGAGAGAAAGUUCUUCCUCUCCCACCCUGCCUACAGACAUAUUGCAGAGCGUAUGGGUACACCACAUCUACAAAAGACGCUCAACCAGCAAUUGACCAACCACAUCAGGGAUACUCUGCCUGGUCUGCGCAGUAAGCUGCAGAGUCAGCUCCUGUCCCUGGAGAAGGAGGUGGAGGAGUACAAGAACUUCCGUCCAGAUGACCCGACACGCAAGACCAAGGCCUUGUUGCAGAUGGUGCAGCAGUUUGGUGUGGACUUUGAGAAGUGCAUUGAGGGCUCUGGGGACCAGGUGGACACCAACGAGCUGUCUGGUGGCGCCAAGAUCAACCGCAUCUUCCAUGAACGCUUCCCCUUUGAACUGGUCAAGAUUGUGUUUGACGAGAAGGAGCUAAGGCGAGAAAUCAGUCAUGCAAUCAAGAACGUACAUGGUGUCAGAACGGGGCUGUUCACUCCAGACCUGGCGUUUGAGGUCAUCGUGAAAAAGCAGAUCGUUAAGCUGAAAACGCCCUGUCUCAAAUGUAUCGAUCUGGUCAUUCAGGAGCUCAUCAACACAGUCAGGCAGUGCACCAACAAGCUCAAUUCGUACCCCAGACUGCGAGAGGAGACUGAGAGGAUUGUCACCACCCACGUCAGAGAAAGAGAAGGGAAGACGAAAGACCAGGUUCUGCUGCUGAUUGACAUUGAGCUGUCCUACAUCAACACCAACCAUGAGGACUUCAUUGGCUUUGCUAAUCUUGACUACAGAAGGCUGGAUGAUGGUAGCACCCCAGGGUACGGCAACAACAGUGCCCAGCAGAGGAACACAGCUGCAAACAAGAAGAGGGCCAUACCCAACCAGGGUGAGAUUUUGGUGAUCAGGAAAGGCUGGCUAACCAUCAACAUCAGCAUCAUGAAGGGUGGCUCCAAGGAGUACUGGUUUGUCCUGACUGCUGAGUCCCUGUCCUGGUACAAAGAUGAGGAGGAGAAAGAAAAGAAAUAUAUGCUGCCGCUGGAUAACCUGAAACUCAGAGAUGUGGAGAAAGGCUUUAUGUCCACAAAGCACAUCUUCGCAAUCUUCAACACCGAACAGAGGAACGUGUACAAGGAUCUUCGCCAAAUAGAACUGGCCUGUGAUUCUCAAGAGGAUGUGGACAGCUGGAAAGCGUCCUUCCUCAGGGCAGGAGUUUAUCCGGAGAAGGACCAGACCGAGAAUGAAGAUGCUGCCCCUGCAGACACAUUCUCUAUGGACCCUCAGUUGGAGCGGCAGGUGGAAACCAUCCGCAACCUGGUGGAUUCUUACACUGGCAUCGUCAACAAAUCCAUCAGAGACCUGAUGCCCAAGACCAUCAUGCAUCUCAUGAUCAACAAUGCAAAGGAUUUCAUCCACUCGGAGCUGCUGGCCUACCUCUACUCUUCUGGGGACCAGAACAGCCUCAUGGAGGAGUCGGCUGACCAGGCCCAGCGUAGAGACGAAAUGUUACGCAUGUAUCAUGCACUCAAGGAGGCACUGCACAUUAUUGGUGACAUCAGCGUCAACACAAUCUCCACCCCAGUACCCCCGCCUGUUAAUGACGGCUGGAUCCAAGAAGCCAGCCCAACCCCUCAGCGUAGGCCGCCUCCUUCAGCAGCCCCACCCCCCAGCCGUCCACCUGCCGUUCGGGGCCCAACACCAGGACCACCCAUGAACCCAUCCCCUGCCUUUGGAGUUCCACUCAACCCCUCGCCCGCCUUUGGUGCACCACCAAUCCCAUCUCGCCCAGGCCCACCCAUCAAUGCCUACAACAGCAACAUGGAUCCCUUCAGUGCACCCCCACAGAUCCCCUCUAGGCCAGCCCGCGUCCCACCCGGUGUACCCAGCCGAAGACCCCCUGGCGCUCCUUCUCACCGGCCCACCAUUAUCCGCCCUGCUGAGCCCUCCCUGCUAGACUAGACCUGUGGCCAAGCCCACCUAAGUGUGUGUGAUUGUGUGUGGGUGUGUGUAUCUGCACACUAAAGGCCGGGGCCAGGGCGGGGGCUCGAGGGGAGGGGUCGACUGAUAGCGGUGCAUAAUGUACAUCGUCCAGCCGUAUUAAGAGGUCUCUUCAAGCAAUGUAAUAAGCUGCUAAUACCGUCUUUAUCAGUGCACAUGAACGAGAGAAAGCCCUUAACCACUUGAAUAUUACAUUUGACUGCUGUGGUAAUUCUGUAAUACAAAAUAAAACCCAGCUGAUCUGUAGGAUGCAUUUAACUUCUAUCAGUAGAAGAUGAUGCAUCAAAUUCAGUUCAAUAGCUUUUUUUUAUUGUAAUAACUGGUUUAUUUCCUAUGACAGGGUUCCCGGCAGAAGCUUAUUAAAUAACUUAUUAACUCUUACAGGCUGGCUUUACUCUCCCCUCCCUCCACCUUUUUAGAUUGGCCCAGACCCCAAUUCUCAAUCUCUUUGUAAUAUACAAACUUAACCUGUUGUUAAUGUUUAACUGGGUUUUCAUUUUCUAACUGAUUUCAUACGGGGAAAAAAACAAUAGCUUAUUAUCACUGUUAUUAUUUUGGCGAUGUUGAUUACAUUUUUUUUUCUUGUGUUAUUAUAUUUGAGUGACUUUGUCCCUUUUAAUGAUUGUUAUAAAUGUAGCUUUAAAAAUGAAAUCCUAAUCACAGAAAACAAAGCAUAAAAAGACACAGGGCACGGUUGCAUGAGACUGAGAGAGUAGCUUCAGCGCGCCCACCCCCCCUCUGUGAAUGAUCUUUCCUUAAUGAAAAGAUGCCAGCCAGAUUGACCAUUAUUAUCCAAGCACUUCUAACCAUCUAGCCUUACAACAAGCCGCUCAUAAAGAGGAUGCUGUAGUCCGUUCCCAGAACACUAUGCACCAAAAACCCAGGAGAGAGAGACAGAAUGAAGGCUGUCUGCACUUUGUAGGAUGGUUUCUCUCCACAAAUUCUGAGUUGUUAAAGCCCUGAAUUUAAAUCCCUUUAGUCUCAGCUGAACCCCAAUGAGACUUUCAGCCUUCGGGUAGACUUUGUUCAUUCCUGGAUUAGCUGAUUCAUAUAGAGCAGAGCGCACAGUACAGUUUCCUCUUACAGAGGAUGAAACUCAGUGAAGCAGCGGGGUGUGUAGUAUCUGUGAUUUAGAGUAUAAAGAUGGUAUUAAGCGUUUAGGAGUUGGCACAUCUCUUUAUGGCCUCAGUUGUUAAGGACAUGUAUUAUUGCUAUUAGUUCUGCUUUCCCUGCAUUAAAAAUAGAAUUGUAUAUAGCUGGCCUAUACUUGGGGAGUUAGCACUUGUAUCUCAUUUAAUCGCAAGGUUGGUGACAAACACAAGCAAUUGAUAUUAAUCAAAGCCCAUCAUGUUAAAAUGCAACUGUAGUUGUCAUAUUAAAGGAAGCACUAACACUGUCAUGUCAUAGAUUAGCCUUGGAUGUGGGGAAAAAGAGAUUGGUUAUCUCCUGGUGCAUUAUUUAUAACCUGGGCAUUUGUCAUUUCAUUUGAUGUUUUUGGUUUCAAUUGUAUCAGCUCUGUACAACUCAGCUCCCCAGCUUCUCUUGGACUGUUAUUUGGGGUUCUGCUACAGGGAUUAGCUUUUUUAAAUGUGGUGUAUGUUGGGAGGGCACUUGGGGCAGGACAUUGUCUGCACAUCUGUGAUUAUUUGAUAAUGAAAUUUUGAUUGGUCUGUGAGGGUAUUUGACCAUUUAAAACCAACUUUUCUUGAACAUGUUGAGGCCUUUAGGGGGAUAAUCGGUCAAGCCGGGGCGGACAUUGCGCUACUAGGAUGUUUUCUGUUUUUGGUUUGAUCAGGUGGUGGGAACUGUGGUCUAUCAAAGCACACUCUGUCUAGAGAAGCUGUCUAGACUAUUUUCAAAAACCAAGGAUAGAAACUUGAUUUGCCAACCUGAAAAGACAGAUAAACUGUAAAAAAAAACAAAAAAAAAAACUCACAGACUCUUGAGACAGUGUGUGCUUUCCUUCCCCUGUAAUUCCCUACAGGUCUGGCUUUCAGUGACAGAAGGUGUAAAAUAUGCUUAUAAACAGCAAAUCUGAAACCCCUGCUACACAAAAGUUACCACAACUUCUUAUUGGGCAACAUUUGUUGAAAUUCCCUCUUGCCUGUCACUUCCGCCUGCCCUUGAGAAGCCCAGACUGUAAAUACCCUGUUAUACAUUAGGUUGUGGCAAUACUGCCUUUCUGCCUAAUGGAUGUACCCUGCUUCUUCUUUCCCUCCCCUUUCUGAAUCUGGUGGAAGGGGUUGGAAACCAACCUGCAAAAAUCUCUUUUCUUUUUGUUUUGCAAACCCUUGUCAAGUGCCUCUGUAGCAAUUAAUUGAUUUGAAUAAACAUGAACUGAUUUUAGAAUGGAGAGUAAAUAAAGAGGUGUUGUGUACAAUAAAAGGGACUGGCUCUG